Dicrocoelium dendriticum is the source of this 309-nucleotide messenger RNA. The record is from the annotation of a GenBank genome assembly. NCBI's taxonomy places the organism in Eukaryota, Metazoa, Platyhelminthes, Trematoda, Plagiorchiida, Dicrocoeliidae.
AUGGGGCGGGGGUGUUGUGGGGCUGGGGGGAUGGGGGGAGGGGGGGAGUGUAGAAGGGGAGGGGGGGGGGGAGGAGUCUAUGGAAGUAUCUAUAUUUGGAUAAUAUCUAUUGGGGAGAGUGUCGUUGGGGGGGGGGGGGGGGGGGGGGGGGGGGUGGGGGGGGCGGGGUGGGGGAUGAGGGGGUGGAUGGAGUGGGGGGGGGUUGUUGGGGUGGGGGUGUGUGGGGGUGGUGGGUGGGUGGGGGGGGGGGGGGGGGGGGGGGGGGGGUGGGGGGGGGGUGUUGUGGUUGGGGGGGUUGGGGGGUGGUGA